CGCUCACUCCAACGCGUUUCCGGUUUUCUGCGAUGGCGGGGAGUUCGAGCCUCACCAGAGCGGGGAAGAGAGUGAGCGAGAGACUGGCGAGUCUGAAUUGUCCAGUGUUGGAAGGAAUUAAUUUGAAUGAUACCGACGCAGUCAUCGAGUUGCUUUGCACGCCCGGGUUAGACAGACUCCAGUUCUUGGAGUGGUUGUGCGUCAGCUGCUGCCCUCCACUCAAAAGAAAAUUUGAAGAACUUCAGUUUAACUUCGUGAAAGCCAGCGCACCCGAUCCCAUCAUACAACAAAUGACGUGCCUUGGACAUAACUUGGGGCUUUGCAGUGCUGAGGAUUUUGAUCUCUUUCAGGGUCAGGCAAGCCCUUACAGGCAACUGGUGUUGAUGGAUCAGAUGCUGAGCGGUGUACAGCAAUUUAAACAAAUCACCGAAGAAGGCGUUCAAUGUGGCACUUCUGUUUGUGCCUGGAAUUCCCGCCUGCUGACCGAAGUCCUCAACGACCCCCAUCUCCGCUGCCCCAAGACUCUCCAGUGCGUCCCCUCGUCCCUCGAUGCCCACAGACUGCUCAUGAGAGCCCAGCCCAGUCGUGAACCAAAGACUCUCUCGGUACCGCCUCUGGAAUCCUUGGAAAAGGAGCUGUUGGAGCUCACGGAAGACCUAGAGAAUACAAAUCGCAAACUUCAGGAGACCAAGCAAAGGGUUGCUUCCUUGGGUUCCACAGAGGAGAGCGAUGAGAGCGUCAUCCAAACACUGAAGCAGGCGCUCUCAGACUUUCAUCAGCUAAUAACUGCCUUCUCCCUGGCAUUUAAGCACGAAUUUGACAUGCAGAAACCAGCACCCCAACUUUGCAACUUUGGACCACUUUGCCAAUCUGUGCACCAACUUCUGACAUCCUGCAUCAAUGAGCUUGCUGGGCUGGCAGAGGUAACAAACAUGGAAGGGAAGCUGGAGGCGAUCGUGAAAAACCUGGAGGAAGAUGCCAUAACCUGGGACGGUGGUGAAGUCGCUACUCUGGUUUCAAGAGUUGACAAGAUGAAGAAAAAAUACGUCGGCUAUUUGGAUGUUUUCCAGUCCUCUGCCGAAUGAACUCGCAGGAUGUUUGUAUCUGUAUGUAUAAAUGUAUAUAUGUGUAUUUUUUGUUUUAUUUUUGGACUCUUACAAAGCUACUCUCACCUGGCUGGCUCUUUGAAAACCAGCAUGGGGAGAAAAAAGGACCUUGACACAGUUUGCUACCUUUUAUUCACAUAGUUUUGAUUCUGUUCUGUCAAUAUUGUCUAUUAAUAUGUCUAACUUAGACCUACAUUUUGUAUCUACUUGCACCAGCAAAAUGAAAUAUGCUGUGUAGCAAUAUGAAGAUCUCUUAAAUUCCUUCAGAAAAAAAUCGGUCACUCAAUCCACGACUGUUUGUGGGGGACGCUGCUGCGCGCAAUUGGCUGCCGCGUUUCGUCCGCAAAAUAUACGGUCAAUUCACUUUACAGUGUAUCCUGUGCAGCGCUUUGAGACGUCUUGAAGACGCGAUAAGGAUUAUUGUUGUAUAUUGUAUUAAAGUCGAUGAACGUUU
Messenger RNA from Callorhinchus milii (elephant shark), 1560 nucleotides. RefSeq names its product HAUS augmin-like complex, subunit 7 (gene haus7). Gene Ontology annotation, molecular function: microtubule minus-end binding. Gene Ontology annotation, cellular component: HAUS complex. The record is from RefSeq and is a predicted model, not a curated record. The coding region runs from base 33 to 1085 and encodes 350 amino acids. Gene Ontology annotation, biological process: spindle assembly; centrosome cycle. NCBI's taxonomy places the organism in Eukaryota, Metazoa, Chordata, Chondrichthyes, Chimaeriformes, Callorhinchidae. The transcript has 10 exons.